This is a messenger RNA of Hyaloperonospora brassicae, 1758 nucleotides long. NCBI's taxonomy places the organism in Eukaryota, Oomycota, Peronosporomycetes, Peronosporales, Peronosporaceae. The record is from the annotation of a GenBank genome assembly.
AUGAAGCGCCGCGCGUCGCCGCCGAUAAGUGCCUUCUUCCAGCGCAAACAGACCCGACGCAUCAGCGUCGAGUCCCUCAGCAGCGAAAGCGACCGAGACGGGAGCACCAGUAGCACUGUGCAAUUAACCGACACGGACGACUCAGCACACAGGAUGACCGAUCCCGUGCCGCAGCCUCUGCACCCGACGUCAGUCAUCGAUCGACGUGCCCCGUCUCGCCGAAGUGCUCGCGAAGAUGUGAUGGGUAUUCUCCAGUAUCGAGAGCUGGACGGAGGUGUCGCGAUGCGGCCGGAAGUUUGCAGUGUCCAGCGAUCACGACGACGACGGAAGCAGCUGCUGGUGCGCUGGGCGCUCACGCACUUCCAGAGACUGCCCGUGUCGCUUCGCUUGGGUCCGCAUUGGGAGCGGCAGGCAGGCAAUCUAAGCUCCGAGACGUUUUACGUCAGUUGUCUAGAGUUUGAUAGCCAGGGCGUCUUGCUCGUUGCGGGGGCGUCGAAUGGGGUCAUUGCUCUCUACGACUUUGAUGACGCGUUUCAUCGCACAUUAAACGUCGGUCAAAGAAUGCAGAGAAAAGAAGGAAAUGGAUCGGACAAAGGGAAAGACGACGACGAUGAAGGAGAUGAAGAGAUGAGGACAGACAGGACGCUGCAUCCGAUCCACACGAUCUUUACACCAUUUGAAGUCAAAUCCAUUCGCUGGAACUCCUUCAAUGAGGACGAGAUUGCAUGCUCCUUUACGAAUCGCAACGAGAUUCAUGUCUUCAAUCUGGACAAAUUUCCAAGCGAACCGUACAAAGUAUUGAAAAGCUCAAACCACCCUUCAAGCGGCUACAAUGAUCUCUUGUUUCUGCCUGCUUAUGGGAUGACACGGCGACCGACGGUGGCUUGUAUAAUUGCUGGAGAUGUAGACGGAGCUAUCCGAAUGUGGGAUCCUCGAGUUCCCCUGCGACCAGUAUGGAGUUUUCACACAGGAUCACCGGUAACGCCGAUUAACUCGCUGCUACUGUCGGAAAACAAGCAGUUUCUCAUCUGCGGUAACGAAGCUGGAGUGCUCAUGACGUACGAUAUCCAGCACAAGAUCGUCCCUGCGUUCGGUUCAAAGCCCAUACCGCAACGAAAAGCAGCAGUCAACGUGAUGGAGGCAAUAAAACCAUAUUUAUCGCCUGCUCUGAUCGAUGCUGUCCUCCUCACUAGUCGAUGUGGGUCCUCUGGAAUAAUGGCACUACAUCUGAUGCCGAACUCUAAGACACAAGUGCUGUGCCAGAUGCGCAACGAUUGGGUAAUUGUUAUCGAUUACCUUCUUGGCUCUGUAAUCAAGCUCCACACGUUCCUUCGAGGAGUAACGCCACGAGACAUAUUGAAGGGUGAUGCGCCUCCAUCCGUGCUCUCCGCAGCUUUACGAAACGACGACCAAGGCAAUUUCCAGCCGCGUACACUCCGCAAUUCGUGGCUCUCGUGCCAUCGUUGCAAAGGUGCAUUCUUGUUUGACAAGUCAAUCAUGUGCACGGGUAUCCACGACACCACAAGUUUGAACAUGAUUGACCUGCACCAUUUGCGGCGCAAUAAAUCAGACGCGAAUGGUGAUGCUGCGGCGAAAAUUGGAGCAAAUACCGAAGUACCGAUUGCCGAACGGCUCGAUCGAUUUCGAAUCCCCAUGAGCAGCGUCAUUACCGCAGUGGCCGCGCAUCCAAAUCAGCAUUCGGUAAUCUGCGGAGGCGAAAACAUGACCCUGCAGAUUAUGAGUGUGGUUGGCAACUAA